GCUUAUCGAUGCUACUGGGCACAGGACCAAACCCUUUCUUGAUGACAUUAUUGCUUCCCUUAGCUCAGUCAGCUGUUUCCUUCGCAAUAGAUACAUUCUGGGGGAAGCCAAGUAGAAGCACUAAGCCGAAGGGCAGGACAAAGAAGAAACCCUUUUCUAGAGCUGCAAGUAGUAUGAGAACUAGUGAGGACAGAGAAGACUUUGAGUCUGGCAAUGUAAGGGAGAGUUACCAGUCAUGGACUGCAGCAAAUGAUAUUUCUACUAAACAAACGCGUGACAAGAGGGCUUCUAGCUUUGGGGGAUGGGACGAGCUAGACAAAAGCGUGGGAUCUUAUAAAGUCCCCAAAAGAGCUCCGACUCAAAGGGAAAACGAGACACAGCAACAGAAGAGAGGCAAACUAAGCAGGAGAGUAAAAAAUAGAGAGACACCAUUGCUUCUAAGACUCUUGAUAUCUGUUUUCCCUUUCCUGGGAUCAUGGACCAAGUUGUUGUGAAUCUGUGAUAACAACCUGUACAUUCUUGUUGGACUUGGAGGUGAUAAAUUGCUUUCUUUUGCUCA
Rhododendron vialii is the source of this 559-nucleotide messenger RNA. RefSeq lists its product as uncharacterized. The record is from RefSeq and is a predicted model, not a curated record. Lineage: Eukaryota; Viridiplantae; Streptophyta; Magnoliopsida; Ericales; Ericaceae. The transcript has a single exon. The coding region runs from base 9 to 494 and encodes 161 amino acids.